Molecule: messenger RNA, 6631 nt
Organism: Anopheles funestus (African malaria mosquito)
Lineage: Eukaryota; Metazoa; Arthropoda; Insecta; Diptera; Culicidae
Gene: if
Product: integrin alpha-PS2
Exons: 10
Coding region: 503-5131 (1542 amino acids)
Biological process (GO): cell adhesion mediated by integrin; cell-matrix adhesion; integrin-mediated signaling pathway
Cellular component (GO): external side of plasma membrane; integrin complex
Molecular function (GO): integrin binding
Source: RefSeq, a predicted model, not a curated record
CCACGACUAUUCUGUUUUGUGUGCAGAGGUUUUGUCCUCUUCGGAUAACCGUACGGAACCGUUGUCCGUACCGUAGGCACUGAAUCACACUGUUAUAUGAAACACCUUUCGUGGAAAUUUUUGUUUUUUUUUUCUCUCUUCAUAUUUUGGUUUUGCAAUCGAAAGCGGUAAAGGUGCAUGCCGGAGCCCGCUAGUGUCAUCCGAACGCGUUCGUUUCACUACUAUUUCUGCUACUGAUUCGACUUCAUUCUAUUCUGGGACACGGUAAGGUGCGAGUGAUUCUCUCUCCCGUGUGUUUUACGUCGGGUGCGUGUAUCUUCUGUGUUUACUGUGCACGUACGACGACGGCAACAGACACACGAGAUCACGGACCAAGGCUGGGCAAGAUAGAGAGUGGCGGUCCCGUACAGCGCUACGGCACACAGGCAGUGGCGAACCGUGCCAAACCGAGUCAGUGUCUGUCCAUCCACCGCACACACCUCAUCACAUCCGAAACGGCAGCAUGCGAAAUCAGGUUACAGUGCGUGACGGUGGACGUGCGCACGUGCCGCGUACCGCCCGGCUGCUGGUGCAGCUGAUCGUGGCCGGCCUGCUGCUGGUUACCGUCUGUCACGAUCGUACCGCAACCGCAUUCAACCUGGACACAAUCAACUACAUACUGCAGGAGGGUGAACCGAACUCAAUGUUUGGCUUCAGCGUGGUGCUGCACCGCGAACAGAACAAGAGCUGGGUAAUUGUGGGCGCACCGACCGCCAACACAUCGCAGAAGAACGUGAUCGAGGGCGGUGCUGUGUAUCGCUGCGACAUUUACGACGAUCACCGGUGUUUUCUGGUGCCGUUCGACACGGAAGGAAACAACUACAACGAUCAAAACGAACAGAUUGACACGAAAUCGAAUCAGUGGUUCGGUGCAACAGUUGCUAGUGCAGGCAUUGAUGGCCCGUUAGUGGCUUGCGCACCUCGCUAUGUAUUUCACCAGCUGCACCCAAGAAAGGUGGAGCGUGUCGAACCCGUCGGCACCUGUUAUUUGGCGAAGAACAAUAUGCGCGAAUUCCAGGAUAUAUCACCUUGCCGAACAGCCUACUGGGGCUACCAUCGACAGGGAUCCUGUCAGGCAGGUUUCAGUGCCGCCCUAACGAAGGACGGUUCACGUGUUUUCAUCGGUGCACCGGGCAGCUACUACUGGCAGGGACAAAUGUAUUCCAUUAACACCGACGUUGUGUUUCCCUAUAAACCCCCGCGGUAUGGUCAUUUUGGCGAAGGAGGCCAGAUCUAUUCGUUCAGCCUGAACGACCCAAAGGACAAGGUGUACAAAACGCUGGAGGACACGAAGAAGGAAGAUGACAGCUAUCUAGGCUAUUCGUCAACGACGGGAGACUUUAAUGGUGAUGGUACGCAGGGUGUAGCGGUAGGCAAACCACGCGGCGCUCAGCUGCUGGGUAAGGUGCUUAUCUACUCCUGGAACAUGACGAACCAGCAGAACAUAACUGGUGAGCAGAUCGGGGCUUACUUCGGUUACUCGCUGGCGUCUGUCGAUGUGGAUGGCGACCGGCUGGAUGAUCUGAUUAUCGGUGCGCCUAUGUACACCGAACCAAACAACGAGGGAAAGUACGAAACGGGCCGUGUCUACAUCAUGUACCAGGGCUCUGUUCCUGCCGGUCGGUUUCGCGAGCUAGACACCCGGGACGGUGUGAAUAGUAAGGCAAGAUUUGGACUAGCCGUCUGUUCACUGGCCGAUCUUAAUCUGGAUGGGUACGGAGACUUCGCCGUUGGUGCUCCGUACGAUGGACCAAACGGGCGUGGUGCCGUGUACAUCUUUUACGGUUCACGUACGGGACCGUUGGCCAAGGCGUCGCAGGUGAUCCAAGCGGAAGAGUUGCCAGUUGUGACACGCCUAUCCACAUUCGGGUUUGCCCUGUCCGGUGGGAUCGAUCUGGACGGUAACCAAUACCCAGACAUGGUGGUCGGUGCGUACGAAUCCGACAAAGCGUUCGUCUUCAAGGCACGCCCGGUAGCAGCAAUGGAGGCGAGCACACUGUUCGGUACGGAGAGAAAGCUGAUCGCUUUGGACGAUCGCAACUGUACGGUGGUGCAGACACAGAAGCAGGUUGCCUGUACGGUUCUUCAUUCGUGCCUCAAGUACAAAGGCAUCAACGUACCGCCGAGCUUGGACAUCGAGAUCUCGUGGACGUUGGAUGCACGCAAAUCGCGUAAUCCGCGUAUGUUCUUCCUAGAUCAAGACGGCAACAGCAACCGCACCCUGUCGAUGCGGCUGUUCCGCGAUAAGCUAGAAUGCCGCAGUGAUAUGGUUUACGUAGCGGACAACAUCCGUGACAAGAUCACCCCACUCGAGGUAGAGAUGGCUUAUAGACUGCGACAGAGCGCUCAGAGCCGUCAGCGACGUCCCCGAGCCAACGUGGAGCCCGUCCUUGAUCACAACCGUGGCACAGUACAACGCGACACAAUCAACAUACAGAAGAACUGUGGACCGGAUAACGUAUGCGUGCCGGAUCUACGCAUGGAGGUGAAAUCGGUGGAUGACUAUCUGCUCGGCUCAAACAAUCUGCUCUCGGUAGAGGUGUUGAUCACUAACAGGGGCGAAGAUGCGUUCGAGGCAGGCUUCUACAUGGCCGUACCGAACGGGCUCGAUUUCCGGCGCGUAGAUAGACUGGGCGAGGUUAAAGACGUACCGGUGCUCUGUACCGCACCGUCGGCUGCCACAAAGAAAACGCUCAAGUGCGACAUUGGCAACCCACUGUCUAGCGGUAAGGUCGUACAUUUCAACGUCAUACUGGCACCAUCAUUCUCCGCUGGUAUGGGAUCGAGCUACGAUUUUUAUCUGGAGACGAAUUCCACCAACGCUGAGGUGGAGGGCAGCCAGCACGAUAAUGUGGUGCGAAAGAGCAUCGGUAUCUUGGUGCAAACAGACCUAUCGAUGUCGGGUGUAUCGCUGCCGGAAGAGUUUUUGUACAACUAUAGCGAGUACCGAACGCUGGAGGAGGCACGCACGGAACGAGAUAUUGGUCCGCAGGUGGUGCACAUCUAUGAGAUCCGGAACGAAGGACCUUCGACGAUUGAUGAGGCAGAAUUUUUCGUCCUAUGGCCGUUCGAAACCCUCGACGGAGUGCCGCUAAUGUAUCUGCUGAACCAGCCCGAAACACACGGCAACAUUGAGUGCCUGCCGACGGAGUACGCCAACCCACUGAAUCUGGCCAUUGACAGCGGGCUGGCACGGAAGAGUUUCCUCGAUAAGGUUGGCGUGUCUGGUACGAGUUUCUCCUCGACGAUGGGUCGCACGACUAAAUUUAGUAGUGUGUCCUCCACUGCCGUUGGUAAUGAUGGUGCAGCCGGUGGGUCAUCUGUUUCUUACCUGUCCACUAGCGGAUCAAGCUCUGGACGUAGUGGUAGCAACAGUGGCAGUAGCAGCGGCGGUAGCAGUACUAGCUCCAGCAGUAGCAGUAGUAGCACCAGUUACAGCAGUAGUUCUAGCAGCAGUACUGGAAGUGGUACUGCUAGCAGCAGCAGUACCGGAAGUAGUGGUGCUAGCAGCAGUACCGGAAGUAGCAGUGGUAGAGUGAAUGAGUCAAGGUAUAUCUCUACGGGUAGAGGUUCGUCGUCUGCAGGUUCAGAGGGAUCGAACUAUCAUCGCGUAACAGGUGGUGGCUCCGAACGCCGCUAUCAAACGGAGGGCAGCGACUUGAUUUCUACUGGUCGAGUGCACGGUGAAUAUGGACAGUCGCAGGGAGAAGCAUACUCUAGACAAGGGUACGAACAGCAGGGAUCGCAAGGUGAUGGAUAUAGACGUCAGCAACAACAUUACGAUGAAAGAACGCGCGUUGUGGACACCAGCUACGGAGCAGGUGGCAGUGGUGCUGCUUCCGGCGUUGAUGUUUCAUCUACCAGCAGCAGUAGUAGUAGCGGUGGUCGGAACGGUACCACAUCAUCGGUAGUGUAUUACACAUCGAAGAAUCGCACGACUUACCGUGAUGAAAAUGGUCGGAUUCAUGAAACCGAGAGCAGUGAGUAUCACCGUCGCAACUACGGUCUAGGUGGUGGACAGGGUGAGGUAGUACAUGAAACCGGCACCACGUCUGAGGUCGAAUCAGGUUCGUCAACACGCCGCCGUAUGAUGAGCCAGCAAGAUGGCGAAACAGGUCCGUCGCGUACGGGUCUGAUUACCGAGUUCAUGCACCUAGGUGACUACACUGGUCCCGGUGUUGGAUCUACCGCAAGUCACGAUCUAAAUCGGUUAGAGAAUAAGUUCCGCACCGAGUACUCGCAGCAGCAGCAUGGUGGAGGUUCGACGGCUUACAGUGCCACAUCGUCGUCGGGAUCCACCUCGUCUGGUCGGCAAACUCAUUAUACAGGUCGGGACCACCAGCAUCAGAAAGAAUCAGCGACGUACUCGAGCAAUGCGUACAACGGUGUAGCGGACGAUCUAGAGCAAGAUCACGAAGAUGACUACGAUUCGUAUGACCGAAGCGAGGAGGAUAGCUACGUCGAUCCGGUCGGUCCUGGAGCUCCAGACAAUCGUCGCACAUACCCACCCGGCUAUGGUUUGCCCCACCUGAAGCAACAUCUCAACCAAGGUCACGAGAAUGUGGAGCAAAAGUUCCGCUACUAUCAACGAUUUGAUCGGCAGCGACGUCAGGCACCGAUGAAGGAUGAGUCCGAUCGUGCACUCGAAGAGGCACUCCGAUGUCACGCUACAAGAUGCGCGAUCAUUCAUUGCAAGGCGGGUCCGAUCGGUAAUAAGGAUGUGGCGUUCAUAGCACUUCGUACGCGUGCCGUUGCCCAUACGUUCCACAAACUGUCAUCGUCUGAAUCACUGUACUUCUCCACGAUGAAUGUGGCCCGAGUACUGAAGCUACCGUACAUUGGCGAACCGAAGGACAAACCGAUCAAGACGCACGAGAUCAAGGUGUUGGCAUCGCCGGAACGGCUUGUCAAGCCAGACGUGGUACCACUCUGGAUCGUGGUACUUGCCGCCUGCGCUGGCGCUCUCAUUCUUCUGCUUCUCAUAUAUCUACUAUCGAAGUGUGGCUUUUUCGAGCGCAAACGUCCGACGGACUCGUCCGAACGGCAACCACUAAACCGAAACGGUAACUAUCAUGGCGACGAACAUCUGUGAGGUCCCUUCCCUUUUCCCCUCAACCCCCCAUGUCAUGUUUAUAAUGGAUGAGAAUAGCUCGGAUUGUUCGCAUAGGUGAUAAAUUCUUCACUGAAACAUUCUCGCCUUUCUCUGUCCUUAUUAUGUUGCAGAGUAAGUGUAUGGUUCCGGUGUGCCGGACACUGUACAGGGGGAGUAUACGUCACCAGUGACAGCUGGGGACGCUACUUUUAGCCGGCGGCCAUACCGUCGUAACCGAGUCCAAUCUGCAUGAUAGGGUGUGUUGGUAUGUGUACGAGUGUUGAAGACAAGAUGGCGCGUUCGCGCAACGGAAUAUGAAAGAGUAGUGUGAAAACAGUUGUAAAGCAUGUUUUCUGUUAUUGACAACACUUAAUCAACUAGUCAAACGUUAUGUUCGUAUGCGUGUGCACAGUUUUGCAUGCAAGAAGAAAAAAGCACAAUCUCAUUAACAUCAUCUUUUGUUUUGCAUUAUGUCUCUACUACUCUCAUUAGCGGCCAUUAGUGAUUUUGUGUUGCUCAUUAUUAUUUUUUCUUUAUAGAACACAAAACGAAGUGUUCCAAAAAGAUACACUUUAUCGGCUAGUUAGAAAAUGACUUUUAUGAGUUUUACGAUUUACAUCUCUGCAAUGGGUAUGUUAGUUGUCAGUAGUAGUACUGAUUAGUAGUCAGAGCUGGUGAAUGACUAAGGUAAAAACAAAAGCAAAUCGCACAACAAAAUAGGACAGUUGGCGAACAAUAUGUAUCUCCGCGUUGUACUCACCAUACUAACUCAUUAACAUCUCAUCAUUCGCGUUAGUGUGCGUGCGUUUGUAGGUGUGUUUAGCGAAGACUGACAGAUUCUGGUCGAUUGGUGGCGAUGCGAUUGAUCCGAACUGUAGCCAAACAGUUCCGAGCAAGAGAGCAAGGUGUAGGGUAGAGUGAAAGAGAAAGAAUCCUUAAAAAAGGAACAGUAUGAACAACGUGCCUUAUGUGAACUACGUGCAGCUCGAGUGCAAGUACCGCAAAUCAUCUCAUAAAGCGACUUGUGUCGACACCAGUCGGUAACAAAUAUAGAGUUAGAACGUUAUAUUAAACAAAUACACAAAUUUACAAGAUUUUUUUUUUCGUAGCUAAAUAAUUGUUGAGACACAUCAUCAUGGAACGUUACAAUACUGAUAUUAAAUUAACCUGGAAUGAUGCUGCCUUAUCCCUUAGAAUUAACACGUUACGGAAUAACAUUAGUAAGUUAUUAAUAUCGCAGCUAGUAAAGGAGACGCUGCGUAGUCAAUUUUGGAGCCCGCCAAACAUGCUGGACAGGGGGAUCGUGGGUCCCCCCCUUACCCGUGCCCUUCCUCUGUGCCUUCUCUACAAACCAUGGAACAAACAAAAGAAUACAAACAAUGUGUAAUAUUUUACAGUAGCAUGUAAUCUCGUCCGCCAGCGUUCUCAGAUUAAUUGUAUAAUGUUUUGUUAUAUAUAAACAAUGGAAAAAAAAUAAACAAUAAUAAUGUGACUUAAGGA